Molecule: messenger RNA, 834 nt
Organism: Mercurialis annua (annual mercury)
Lineage: Eukaryota; Viridiplantae; Streptophyta; Magnoliopsida; Malpighiales; Euphorbiaceae
Product: protein MNN4
Exons: 1
Coding region: 59-658 (199 amino acids)
Cellular component (GO): nucleolus
Source: RefSeq, a predicted model, not a curated record
CAAUAUCAUUACGGUUUAGGGUUUCAAAUCCCCGAACAGCUGCAAUAACCUCUAAACAAUGGCCUGCACAAUAGAUUUCCGCCGUCUCGACGAAGGAUUCGGCGGCAAAACCUACAAGCGCAAACGCGAAUCCCAAUCCCAAUCAAUCACCGCAUCCCAAAAUGAACAAAACGACGCCGCAUCAAUGGAAAUCGACGCCUUCCCGCCAUCAGCAAAACGAUCGGCCGUAUCAUCAUCAGAAAAUCCAGACAAACCAGUGUACGGCAAGCCGACAUACGACGGAGUAAUAGCCGGAAAAGAAUCAGGCCGCAAAUGGAAGCAAGUCCGAACUCAACGCGCCUCCGCGAAGCACGUGAGCAUAAAAGGCACGAGUCUCGAGGAGCGAGUGAUGCAGAAGGAGAUCAAGAAAGCGUACAGGGAAAGAAUGAAUGAGUUGAAGGAUGAGAUUAAGAAGAAUAAGCAAGAGAAGAGGAAAAAAAGAGAGGAGCGGGAGAAGAAGAAGAAGGAGAAUAUAUUGAGAUCUGGUACUAAGUUGCAGAUUAUUUCUAACCCUAAAACUUUGAAGAAGAUUGCUAAGAGUAAAGAUAGGAAGCUGCUUAAGGUUGUGUCUGAUGAUCUUGUUAACAGAAACAAGAAGAAGAUUGAUAUUCAGAAUUAGGGUUUGUUCUUGUUUUCAUUUGAGUAAUCCUUAAUUUCUGUAAGAGUUUUAAGAUUUUGGCUUUAAUUUAUUGUGAGAGUAUUUUCCAUGUUUUCUUAACCUAAUUUGAUUGGAUUUCUCAUGUAUCAGGCAAAAUGUUGCAAUCUAUCAAUAUAAUUUAGAAAUGUAUUAUUGAA